CGAAAACUUGUGUCAUGUAAAACGUCUUAUAACAUUAAAAAAACUUGGAUUUUGCGCUGUGUGUGUGUGAGUUGAUCUAUAAUGUGUUCUGCGGUGCUUAAUAACCCUGUACAUUUGAACAUACUACCACCUCCAAAAUUUCAUUUCAAGUCAGGAGAUUCACUGGCUAUUAAUGUGACAUUCAAGAAUGUACCAAACGGUCGGAACCCUGGCUUUACAGUCAUGCAUGGAAGUGCAGAAAAAGUAUUUGUGAAACGAGGAGAAACAUCAUUUCAAUUCAAUGAAAAGUUGACGUCUCAAAGUAUAUCUCUUGACUUGGAUCUGGCUGAAGGCGACCCGGUCUAUACACUAUACAAAGGAGAAAUUCAGCCGCAUGACAUUGCUGAAUUUGGUGCAUCAUCUUUCGAAUUAAACAUUAAUUUAGAUUUUUCAAAUUCAUAUAAUGGUCAGGUGUUUAAUGUGGAAAGUAAUAUAACAGAAAAAUGUGUUGCUGCAAAAUAUGGCUCCAUUAAAAGUAAUGGUGGACCUGUUAGAAUCAAAAGUACUCUAGACAUAUCUGAAAAUGGUGGAUAGUAUCAAGAGAAAACUUAUCUAUCUGAUGCCAAACGUAAUGAAAACACUACUAAGGAUGGAGAGUGUGAAGAAAAUAGAUAUUCAGAUAAAACCAGGCAUAUUGUAUGCAAUUUAACAGAUGGUAGCAAAUAUGUAGAAAUAACUUAUUCAGAUAAGAGCAGACAUUUUGAAAACACUGAUAAAGACGGUAAUAAGUAUCAAGAAGAUACUUAUUCAGAUGGGACCAAACGUAUUGUAAACACGUUUGUAGAUGGUAGCGAAUAUAGUGAAACAACUUAUUCAGAUGGUACUAAACGUAUUGAAAACACUACUAAAAAUGGAAAGUAUGAAGAGAAUACACAUUCAAAUGGGACCAGGCGUAUGGUAAACACUCUAAAAGAUGGUAGCGAAUAUAAAGAAUGUAUUUAUUCAGAUGGCACCAAAAAUAUUGAAAACACUACUAAAGAUGGAAAGUUUGAAGAGAAUACAUAUUCAGAUGGGACCAAGCGUAUUGUACAUACUUUCAAAGAUGGUAGCAAAUAUAUAGAAAAAACUAAUUCAGAUAAGAGCAGAUAUAUUGAAAACACUGAUAAAGAGGGUAACAAGUAUCAAGAAGAUAUUUAUUCAGAUGGGACCAAACGUAUUGUAAACACGUUUGUAGAUGGUAGCGAACAUAGAGUAAGAACUUAUCCAGAUGGGACCAGACAUACAGAGACUAUUCGUUCAGAUGGAAACAGAAAGAAUUGGAGAAGAUCAUCAAAUUUAAUAUAUGGAAGGAGUUCCUACUCAAAAACGGACCCAAAUGACGAUGAAGCAGUUUUAGUAUCUAUAGAAUCUUCCGGAAAUCGUGUCAGUGCCUACUCUUCUGCUGACAUGUUGUUGAUGCUAACAGCCAUAUUAAGUGUAUUACAUAAACUAUUACAUUAAGUUUACUCAAUUCUUUUAUUGCUUUUCACAUGUAUUCAUAGGUGUAAUACUUAUAAAUAGUUCACAUGGACCCCGUCGGGCACAGCAAAAUAAGUAAGUUAGGAGAGAGAAAGCUGUAAUUAGCUAUGUUACUUAUUAUUGUUAUGACUAAGACUAAAGUAGUUAGAUAGGCAAAUAAGUUAUAAUUUUAUAUUUAAACAAGGAUACUCAAUCUACAAUGUAAAGUUGAAAACUGUGUGUGUAUGUGUAUGUGUAUGUGCGUGUGACUGUUUAUGUCUUUAUCAUUUAUUGAUCGAUUUAAUAUUGUUAUAUUACAUACAUGUUCUGAUCACAGUCAUCAUUUUUCUUUUUAUUGUUAUAAUUCAUUGCGGUAGGUUCAACGGUUUUGUAUUACUUUACUAGCUGUUGUCCACUCCUGGAUUAAAAAUAAAUGCGAUAUACACAGAAA
Helicoverpa zea (corn earworm) is the source of this 1927-nucleotide messenger RNA. RefSeq lists its product as uncharacterized. The transcript has 6 exons. Lineage: Eukaryota; Metazoa; Arthropoda; Insecta; Lepidoptera; Noctuidae. Bases 82 to 573 code for a protein of 163 amino acids. The record is from RefSeq and is a predicted model, not a curated record.